This is a messenger RNA of Phialemonium atrogriseum, 1023 nucleotides long. RefSeq lists its product as uncharacterized. The coding region runs from base 1 to 1023 and encodes 340 amino acids. Lineage: Eukaryota; Fungi; Ascomycota; Sordariomycetes; Cephalothecales; Cephalothecaceae. The transcript has 2 exons. The record is from RefSeq and is a predicted model, not a curated record. Gene Ontology annotation, molecular function: protein binding.
AUGUCUUCAGACAACAUUCCCGGCGAUGGGCCAAGGAAUGCGGCUGAGAGGGAUCCGGUCAUUCUCUCUCGCCGCACCCAACGUCGGCAGAAGAAGCAGCUCAAGCAGCUGCAAAAUGAUCUAGCCACUGAGAAACGAGGCAUCAUUGAUCUCCCCUACGAAAUCAUAGUCGAAAUCUUGCUGCUCCUUCGUCCAAGCGACCUAUUUAAACUGGCCCGGACCAGCAAGGGCUUCCACGACUUCGUUAUGGAGCACCACGUCCAGGACACAUUGGCCAGGGGCAUCAUUAGCCGGCGUUACGCAUGCCUCGCGAAGUGCUUUGGCCUACCAGUGCUGCUAACGAACCUCGACGCAUCUGUCCGAGCAGCACUCCAAAGUGCGGAGCGGCAGGAAAUCAUGGCCAUCCACAGGAAGCCAUACCAGCACCUCGCGCUGCCAGACCCGGACGUGAUCUGCACCUGCCUGACCUGCACGCUCCGGUGGAACUCCCUCUGCCUCGCCGUCGACUUCGCCCACUGGCAGCCGCACCUCGACGCCGGCGAGCCGAUCCGCAUGACGCCCCGCGGCCCCAACCCGCAGUGGAACCGGGACCUCGUCGACGCCGGCGCGGCCGUCGUCUCGAGGGCCCUGCGCCGCCCGCUCUGGCACGCCCGCAUCCUCGAGGCGCACCUCGAGUCCACCACCCGCUCCGUCCUCCGCCACGUCCAGAACAGGGGCAACAAGCGCCGCCACUUCGUGCUGAACGAGCGGGACCGGCUGGCGGGGACGGACGCAUUCCUGGAGAGGAGCGGACCGCCCACCCUGGACUUCCCCUUCCAUAGGGAUAACUACUACAUGCUGGAGGCGUACCUGCCCAACCGUAGCUGGAGUAGGGAGAAGGGGAGGUGGAUGUACAUGCCGAUGGACCAGCAUGAUCAGGAUGUCCGGUUCUUGGUGGCGUGGGUGGAGCGGAAGCGGAGGGAACGGGCGCAGGAGGAAGGGGAGAAAGCGGGCGAAGGGGUUUUGACAGGGGAUCAUCGGUAA